UGCACAUGUGCUCUGCUCACAGGCCUGUAUAGAUUAUGGAGUCUGUUUGUUAUUCCUGGCUUUCGCAAAGUCCCACGGAACCUCAAGUACGGUGCUUUUUGCUUGCAGCAUAUGUGGGAAAAGAAUAAAAUAUCUAAUGUACGAGGUGAACAAGAAAACAUCACGAUCAGGAGCGGAUUAUCAGAAGUUAAGUAAUAAUUAUAAUAUUUGUUGUACAGAGAAUCCGAUUUUGUUCGGACAAAAAGCGGUUUUACAGCUAGUACCAAUGUUCUUAUGAACUAUGAUCUAAAUGCAGUUGCUUUUGUGCCUGUGAUAUAUGUAUGUAUGUAUGUAUGUAUGUAUGUAUGUAUGUAUGUAUGUAUGUCUGCUGUGCUUUUUGAAUUAAUGACAUUUGUUCAUUCUGCCAGCUACAGUCUAGCUCACAUAAAACACGUUUUAUGUUAUCAUAGAUUACAUCCAGUUUACCACAACUAGAAAAGAGAGCGAGCCCUGCUGAAUCUGUCGUUCAGGCAGAUGUGUAGCAGUUUUACUGACAGUGAGUGUGAGAUUAGAUUCAAGGUUAUAUAUAGUCACAGCACUUGGGAGAAUUGACUGCUGUCAGCAGAAGUAAAUGUAACAUGAAGCAUAUUCUAAGGUGUUUUCACAUGAAAAAGAUGCUUUUUAACUGUAUUGCUGUAGCGUUUGGUUGGAGCGUCAUGUAGAUUUUAUAGGCCUCUGUGUAAAGAUAAAAAUGAAGCGACCUCACAUUCUCAUGUUCAAGCUCUAAUUUUCCAGCUUGACAGGAAAAACAUCAUGUAAUAACAACAACAGUUACUGUAUUAUGUCAGAAUGAGAAUCAGCUUUAUUGGCCAGGUGUGCUGGACAUGAGGAACUUGACUCUGGUACAUCGGCUCUCAAUGUUCACAUAUCCCCAUGCAAGGCAACAGCAAGGGGUUCCUUAUUUGCCCUCCAGUAAAGAUCAGACACUUAACACCAUGAAGCUGCUUGAGGGACGAACAGGUCGCUUAGCAGAUCUGGGAUCAGGAGAUGGAAGACUGGUGUUUGCAGCAUCUUCAGCUGGUUUCCAGUCCACAGGGUUUGAGAUUAACCCCAUUUUAGUGAUGUAUGCCAGGAGCAAGGCCUGCUGGAGAGGAGUGCCUUCCAGCCAAGCAACCUUUGUUAAAAAGGACUUCUGGAAGACUGAUUUAUCUGCGUACAACAAUGUGACAGCUUUCCUAGCUCCAGGAGUAAUGGCGGUGCUUGGUGAGAAGCUGCUGAAAGAACUUCCUGACAAUGCACGUGUCAUUGCUUGUCGAUUUCCUUUUCCUAACUGGCCGCACCAACUGUCUGCCGGGUUCGGUCUUUACCAGACUUUUGCUUAUGACAUGAGCACUGUGCGUUCACAUCUGAGAAAUGUACGGAACACUGUGGUGUAAUGAGUUACACUCUCUGGGCUCUUUCCAUAUGCCAUUCUCUACAGCACUAAACUUUCCAGAUGCAUUUCCUUGACCAGAAGUGAACAAAAAUGUAUUUUAUAAUUUUAUUUAAAGGAAAAUCACAGGAGAAAAUGAGGUAAUCAUCAAUGCAUUGGGGAAAUUUUACUCCCCAUCAGCUCUAAAAACCUCCAUAGUAACUUGCAUGAAGGAUUUCAAGCCCCGGGAAUUUUUUGUUUGUUAUCCAAUAUUUUUGUCCCACUUUGCUUUUGCGAGGGUGUGAUUACAUUCAUGCUAUGAUAUACUUGUGUGUGCGUUCAAAAAGUGAAUGUCUGUAUCCAGCCCAAGGCAACUAUGAGAUCAUUCAGUGGUUCUCUGAGCCAGCCAGUAAGCGUUGGGCACACAGAGGCUUUAGGGCGUGCACAACCACCUCGCACAUGGUCUAAUUAUAAUGUAAUUAUAUGUGUCACUGUGGCUCAUAUAGAAUAAGUAACUGGGCAGAGAGAUGGGCCUGUCAGUCAGACAACCAUGAUUAUAUAUUUUUUUCUUUUUUUUCUCUGUUUCUCUCUGUUUUAUUACAUG
Messenger RNA from Monopterus albus (swamp eel), 1994 nucleotides. RefSeq names its product protein FAM173B. The record is from RefSeq and is a predicted model, not a curated record. Gene Ontology annotation, molecular function: protein-lysine N-methyltransferase activity. Gene Ontology annotation, cellular component: mitochondrion. Gene Ontology annotation, biological process: positive regulation of proton-transporting ATP synthase activity, rotational mechanism; peptidyl-lysine trimethylation; regulation of mitochondrial ATP synthesis coupled proton transport. The coding region runs from base 864 to 1415 and encodes 183 amino acids. The transcript has 7 exons. Lineage: Eukaryota; Metazoa; Chordata; Actinopteri; Synbranchiformes; Synbranchidae.